Molecule: messenger RNA, 2292 nt
Organism: Aplysia californica (California sea hare)
Lineage: Eukaryota; Metazoa; Mollusca; Gastropoda; Aplysiida; Aplysiidae
Exons: 9
Coding region: 401-2044 (547 amino acids)
Molecular function (GO): hydrolase activity, hydrolyzing N-glycosyl compounds
Source: RefSeq, a predicted model, not a curated record
ACCCCAAGAAAGCAAAUUUGCUCUGUCCAUUUCAAUGGAAAUAAAAAUAAUUCGAUUGUCGCCUCCAGAAAUGUUGGGAAAGCUAUUGCAAGAAGAAAGUUUUACAUUUUCAUGUAUAUCACAGUGAGACCGGAAGCCGGAAUUUUGGCCGGUGCCGGCUCUGUAUUUCCGGCACACUUCGUCGAAGAGAGGAAAACUAUAGUAAAAUACUCGUUGCAAGUGACCAAGUUAUUAGAAAACUUUUGCCAACUCUACAUGCUUUUGCAUUGACACUACAAAAAGGAGAUAAAUAAUUUGGAUAUUCAUUCUGUGCUCUACUGCUGCUCUGAAUAAAAUGUAACAGAGGCAACACAAGGACUCCAGAUUUCAGGAAAACUUUGUGUUUGUUUACACCAGCACCAUGUCAAUCAUCAAUGUUGAUGAUGAGUUCAACUCUUAUGAAGAAGUUGAACAGAAAAUUCAGGAACUUCAAGACAAAGAGAAAUUCAAACUAUGGAAAAGAGACAGCCGUACCAUUGGUGCUGCAAUAAAACGAAUGCCAAAGAGGGUCUUCAACCCAGAGGUCAAGUACAACGAGCUCCUGUACUGCUGCGUGUACGGCGGCCGGGAGAAGAAGGACGAGCUGCGCUCAAUGCGGCAGAGAUGUCCCUACCAGGUCAAGUUUCGCUGCACCCAGGACGGCCAGAGACUGCGGGUGGUGUCCAUCACACCCACACACAACCAUGGACCUAUUGAGUACACGGACAUGGAGGUGGAUAGGAGAGAUUCGUCUCCUCCGUCCCAGCACAGUGAUACGAGUGGGGAGGAGCUUCUGGCCGCCGCAGACAUCAACAUCGAGGACAGCGUGGAAGGUUCCGGUGGCGAAGACUCGAUAAACCUGUCGGGGGCCUCGCAGUACUUCAGCCCUGACCUCACUGACCUCACACCAAAGCUAUUCUCCGGGGGAUCUUUCAAGCAGCCAAAGUUGCGAGUGAUCCUUGAUGUAGACACAGGCAUCGACGACUCCCAUGCCAUUAUGCUGGCCCUGGCGCAUCCCAAGGUGGAAAUCCUGGCCAUCACGUGUGCCAACGGCAACGUCAACGUGGACCUGGUGUGUGAGAACACUUUGAGGGUGCUCAAGGCGUGUAACAGAGAAGAUAUUCCUGUGUAUAGAGGGGCGGAGUGCUCCCUUCUCGGUAACACCUCGCAGUUUGAGAACUUCAGCGGGGAGGCAUGGAACACGCCAGUUGACAGCAGUCUGGUCCAGCCCGAGCAUGCUGCCAACGCCAUGAUCAGAAUCAUUACCAACAAUCCCGGUGAAGUGACUGUGGUUGCCUUAGCUCCUCUGACCAACCUGGCCCUGGCCAUGAGGCUAGACUCCACGGUUGGCCGCAAGAUCAAAGACCUGUAUAUCAUGGGGGGCAAUAUCGAAGCUCGGGGCAGAAUCAGCACGUGUGCCGAGUUCAACUUUUACAACGACCCGGAGGCAGCCCAGGUGGUGCUCAAAGAGUUCAUCAACAUCACCAUCCUGCCCUACGAGGUCUGCCGCAAGUUCCUUCUGCCAUGGGACUUUUUCGACAUGUGGAUCAACGCCGGGACCCAAGUGUCGGACUUUGUGAAGAGAUCCGUCCUGGAGUCGGCCAAACCAGCCCGCGCGGCCGGCCGUGAGGGCUACCGCUCGUGCGACGGCUACGCCAUGGCUCUGGUCAUCGAGCGCUCGGUGGUGCAGAGCGCCGAACCCGUGUACAUCACAGUGGAGCUGAGCGGCCAGCUGACCCGUGGCCAGAUGGUGGUGGACUGGGACGGGCUUCUCCAGCAGCCGUGCAACGCGCUGGUGGUCAAGGAGCUAGAUGUGGACAAGAUCCAGUCACUGUUUAUGCUCAUGGUUAGGCCUACAACGACAGGUGGUGGUAUCGGUGGCGGUCUGACGCCGCACAGCAAUAAGCAGGUCACCGACAGCAGCGGCAGUAGCACCAACGGUAUCGACGGCAGCAACAGCAACAGCGGCGGCAGUCACAGCAUCUGUGGGAGUGAUUCAAAUAAUAACCUCGGUAGCCGCAGAUGAUAGCAGCCUGUUUGAGGUUUGAGCUAUGUGUACGCUUGUGGGGGGGUGGGUGGGAUGGAGGGGUGAGCACGUGAUGUGAUUUUUGUCCAAGUUGACGUGUUUGAUUUACUUGCUGUGAUUUCAUCUGACCUUGAAAUCAUAUACAGAACUACUCAGCUCAUUCCUUUAGACCCUAAGGAUAUGGGUGGUUGGUAGUCACUCGGGUGUGGUUUGCUCUCUCUUUCCUAUCAAAUAUUAAUCGUCCUUAC